Messenger RNA from Amphimedon queenslandica, 1511 nucleotides. RefSeq names its product cerebral cavernous malformations protein 2 homolog. The transcript has 8 exons. The coding region runs from base 26 to 1228 and encodes 400 amino acids. The record is from RefSeq and is a predicted model, not a curated record. Lineage: Eukaryota; Metazoa; Porifera; Demospongiae; Haplosclerida; Niphatidae.
UGCUGGAAAGAAAACGCAAAACAAGAUGAAUACAGGCUCCCCAAACAGAACAAGCGGUGUUAAGCUACCAACAAGCAGUCAUGAGCCAACACUUCACAUCAGUAAUAAAGGAAGGACACUCCUCCUUAAUCCUGAGUAUCUUCUUGAGGGAUCAAUAGAGAAGCACUGCUAUUUGCUUGGUGUCUUACAAAGUGUUCCAAUGCACCAGAAUCUAUCCAGUCGAAGUGAAACUCUCAAAUUACUGGACAAGAAAAGAACUAAUGGUGAGCUACCAUGGAAGGUUGGAGCAAAGGAGAGAGUGACACUCUGGAUAUCAGCUUAUGGCAUAAAGAUUACCAGAAAUGAUGAGAACUUUUCAAUACUGCAUCGAUUUGGUCUGCACGAGAUUGCUUCAGUUAGUUAUGUACAUGAUGACAGGGAGAAUCUCCUUCUAUUGAAAGUUGGAGGGGAGAGUCGUACACAUUGUCAACUAUUUGUGUUUGCAUGUACCAAAAAGAAACAAGCUGAGGAUAUCUGCAAUGUCAUUGAUCAAGCAUUUGAAAUAGUCUACACUGAGAUAACGGUUCAAAAGUUGAGAGAGUCCAUAGAUGGUGGUUCAUCUCCUCCUUCAUCCACACAAAGAAGACUCCCCAAGCGUCUCUCGUCAUCCACUCCACUCCCAAAACUGGCAGGUGUUCCACCUCCUCACUCAAGAUCAAAGAGAAAAAUACAACAAUCACAAAGGAUCCCCUCAUCAUCUGAAGAAACGCUCCGUCCUAUGGAUACACCUACAGUCACCAUCCAACAUUCACCUUCUCCAAGCACCGGAAGCAAUCGUUCUGAUCCACCAUCUCCAAUACUGGCUCCUUCCAUUGCUCCAAUAGUAGAACAACCUCAAGCUCCGAUAGUGGCUCCUUCCAUUGCUCCAAUAAUAGAACAGCCUCAAACUCCAAUAGUGGCUCCUUCCAUUGCUCCAAUAAUAGAACAACCUCAAACAAAAGAAAUACAAGUAGAGACACACGAGCAAGUAGAGACACAGGAUGAUCCAGAAGUACUAGUAAAAAGAUACAUGGGCAUUUUGCAUACUCAGUUGAAUCUUGGGGAGCUAAUAAAAUUCGCUGAUCAUUUAAAGAACUACAGAUCAGGCCAGACAGUGAGAGAAUUCUGCCUACAGUUGGUGCAGCUCUAUGGAAAAAAAAGACUAUUCUUAAUGGAAGGUAAAACAAAAGAGAGGGGAAGGAUCAUAUAAAAUACAUGUAUACAUACAGAAUUAUUAUUCUAUUUUUCGUUUGAUUAAAAGUCAGUCAACGCUACUAGUGAUUGACUUACAUCCAACGAGAUUUAAAUUUAAAAGCUAGUCUCUCACCUUUUGUCCACAUUAUAGUGUUUUAAAAUUCAUUUUAGCUGACAUUUUUUCUUUGGAAUUGAGCAGAUCUUUUUUUUAAAAAAAUUUAUUUUGUUAGUUUCAUUGACUCACUGUCAACUAACCAGGAACACUACCCCUAUUUUUAGUAAUGUUUUAAAAUUGAAAA